AUGAGCUCUGAUCUUUCUGUGGUGAAGGGUUCACCCCUGGUUAAUCGAACAGAGCUGGCAGUAGCCACUGGAGGAGCAGAGGGCUCCUGCUCUCGCUGUACCCUUCCCUUCGCUGUGGUUCUACUGAUUAUUGGCAUCGCGGUCACAGCAGUAGCCUAUAGUUUCAGCACCCACGGAUCUACCAUCUCCAUUCUUGGACUUCUGCUUCUCAUUAGUGGACUGUUGCUUCUGGGCUUGAGUGCAUUGUGCAGGAGAUGCAGACGGGGCAGAAAAAUGUACAAAUCAUGGGAGAGUCAGACCGACUUGGUAGAAAGUGGGAGGAGUAGCUGUAAUUGA
Messenger RNA from Xyrauchen texanus (razorback sucker), 336 nucleotides. RefSeq names its product transmembrane protein 100-like. The transcript has a single exon. The record is from RefSeq and is a predicted model, not a curated record. Gene Ontology annotation, biological process: cellular response to BMP stimulus. Bases 1 to 336 code for a protein of 111 amino acids. NCBI's taxonomy places the organism in Eukaryota, Metazoa, Chordata, Actinopteri, Cypriniformes, Catostomidae.